Messenger RNA from Perkinsus marinus ATCC 50983, 516 nucleotides. RefSeq names its product kelch repeat protein, putative. Lineage: Eukaryota; Perkinsozoa; Perkinsida; Perkinsidae. The transcript has a single exon. The record is from RefSeq and is a predicted model, not a curated record. The annotation marks the transcript as partial. Gene Ontology annotation, molecular function: protein binding.
GUUCAGCGAUGUCACGAUGGACAAGUCAGCGAGCCCCCAGCCCGAUCAGGUGCCCGCUCGGCUGUAUUUGAAGGAAUUGUCUACAUAUUCGGUGGUUACACCAAAAAGGAUGGCGACUACUUCAACGACACCUGGGCAUUCAACCCGCUCUACCACACGUGGACCAUGCUCGCUGCUGCUGGUGAUGUUCCAGCGCGGAGGACCGACCAUUCGAUGGUCCUCUACGACGGUUGUGUCUACACAUUUGGCGGUUUCGAUGGCAGGAAUCGUUUCAACGAUGUUAGUAUGAUGACGCUACCCGCCCAUGGAGCGUUCCGUGGAGGCUCACCUGUGGCGAGAUGGGAACUGAUAGAUGGUCCCGCAACAAGGGUGGCGACUGGGCAGGAGUGUCCUACUCCGAGAUUUGGGCAUUCUGCUGUGGUUCACGGCUCGUGUAUGUACGUAUUCGGCGGCUGGGAUGGUCACGACACGCUCAAUGAGCUGUGGGAAUUCAACUUCCCAUCUGGGAAAUGGUAG